Molecule: messenger RNA, 1103 nt
Organism: Athalia rosae (coleseed sawfly)
Lineage: Eukaryota; Metazoa; Arthropoda; Insecta; Hymenoptera; Athaliidae
Exons: 2
Coding region: 112-585 (157 amino acids)
Source: RefSeq, a predicted model, not a curated record
GGGCCCACCAGUGUUAAUCGGUGUGGACGGAGAUCGUAUUUGACUUUGGGCCUCCGAGUCGACCGCUCAUUUCUAACUCGUCUGUAGACAGCAGAGUAUAGAAUUAAAAUCAUGAAGUUCGUCAUUGCGAUCACCCUCGUUAUUGCGGUAUAUUACGCUACCGCUACGGACGAAAAACCGGAGGAAGAACGCCCAAAGACAUUCCGCAGGCUCAUCCCCGCCGACGUUCUUCGCGAUUUCCCUGGCAUGUGUUUCGCUUCGACUCGUUGCGCGACGAUCGAGCCGGGUAAAUCAUGGGAAUUGGCGCCGUUCUGCGGUCGUUCAACUUGCGUGGCCGCCGAAGAUGGCUCGCUCUUGGAGCUCGUCGAGGACUGCGGACCCCUACCCAAAGCUAAUCCGAAAUGCAAGCUCUCCGAGAAGACCAACAAGACCGCCAGUUUUCCCGACUGCUGUCCGAUCUUCGAAUGUGAAGACGGCGCGAAGUUGGAAUACCCCGAAAUCCCGACAAUCCCACCACCUGCCGCUUCCGCAGAUGACGAAGUUGCCGAAAAGAGCGACGCCAGCACUACCACCCCCAAAGCUUGAGCCACUCUCGAACUUGCCUCUUAAUAUUACGUCAUGUAUUUUUAUUUUACCCACCACAGUGUGACCUUUUUUUUUUUUUUUUUUUUUUUGUUUUUCUUUAUCGACUAUUCGCACCGCAAACCGCAGUGCAGAACGUGAUCGUCGUGAGGUCCUCGGAUUAUCGAUGUAACCUUGCACAAGGGUUGAGAAUAUGCGUUUCGCUUUUUGUUCUCUUCCCAGAUCAGAACACCUCGUUUCAUGAUAAUCUGCAGUUUCCAAGUACUGACCUUGCCCUAUAAUCCACAAAAAGUCAUUGACAAUUGAUGUAAAAACAGCUGUAUGUAUGUAUACAUAAUACGAAGAAAAAUCAUCUCCAUAUUCAGAGGUAACUGUCAGAAAUCUUGAUCCCGUUGUUAGUUGGCGUUUGAAAAAAAAAGGAGGAAAAAAUACAAAAAAAAAUAUAAACGCUGAUGUGUACUGUAAACAUGUGUGAUUGUAAACUAUAUGUGAUUGAUUAAAUUAUAAUACCUAUUAUUUAA